UUGAUGAUGGAGUGUGAUAUGGCGUUACUGCUGGCAGCAAACGCUGAUUUUCGAGUAUAAAUAUUGGACGCAAUCUUUGGUUUGACAUCAGAACACAUUUUGUGAUCAUAACAAACACAACAAAACAAAAACCCAAAAUUUUCAACAUGAAAACCUUUGUAGUACUUUUCGCUUUGGCCGCUGUUACUUUCGCCGCCCCACAAGCUCCAGUACAAUCGCAAAACCCAGAUGCUACCGCUGAAACUUUGAAGAGCGUCGCCGAUGUUGGCCCAGAAUCAUACAGCUGGGAAUACGAAACGUCAAAUCAAAUCAAAGCCAACGAAGCCGGUCAAUUGAAAGAUAUCGGAACUGAGAAAGGAAUCGCCGCUCAAGGCGCCUUUUCCUACACAGCUCCAGAUGGCACACCAAUUUCACUCUCUUAUGUUGCAGAUGAAAACGGUUUCCAACCACAAGGUGACCAUAUCCCAACUCCACCACCAGGUAUAUUGAUCAAUUGAUAAUUGGCCACGGCAUAUGAAUAA
Sitodiplosis mosellana (orange wheat blossom midge) is the source of this 521-nucleotide messenger RNA. RefSeq names its product larval cuticle protein 65Ag1-like. Gene Ontology annotation, molecular function: structural constituent of chitin-based larval cuticle. The transcript has 2 exons. Lineage: Eukaryota; Metazoa; Arthropoda; Insecta; Diptera; Cecidomyiidae. Gene Ontology annotation, cellular component: chitin-based extracellular matrix. Bases 147 to 497 code for a protein of 116 amino acids. The record is from RefSeq and is a predicted model, not a curated record.